This is a messenger RNA of Alnus glutinosa, 1497 nucleotides long. RefSeq names its product probable polygalacturonase. The transcript has 6 exons. NCBI's taxonomy places the organism in Eukaryota, Viridiplantae, Streptophyta, Magnoliopsida, Fagales, Betulaceae. Gene Ontology annotation, molecular function: polygalacturonase activity. The coding region runs from base 1 to 1404 and encodes 467 amino acids. The record is from RefSeq and is a predicted model, not a curated record. Gene Ontology annotation, biological process: carbohydrate metabolic process.
AUGGACCAAAUGAAGGUUGUUCAUACCAUCUCAGCAAUUCUCAUAUUGGGAAUGCUAAGUUUACGAGUCGCAGAAUGCAGAACAGCUAAGGUUUCCUUGCAUUACCGGGCAAUAAAUUGUCGAAAGCACAGCGCGCUUUUGACGGAUUUUGGAGCGGUUGGCGACGGAAAAACAUCAAACACCAAGGCUUUCAAGGCUGCAAUUCAUAGCCUCAGCAAGUAUGCAUCAGAUGGCGGGGCGCAACUCAUUGUACCUCCGGGAAAAUGGUUAACUGGGAGCUUUAAUCUCACUAGCAGCCAUUUCACUCUUUUUCUCGAAAAGAAAGCUGUCAUUCUUGCAUCUCAGGAUGAGUCAGAAUGGCCUCAAGUUCCUCCACUGCCUUCUUACGGGAGAGGAAGGGAUGCAUAUGGUGGACGGUUCAGCAGUCUUAUUUUUGGUACACAUCUCACAGACGUCGUAAUCACCGGCAACAAUGGAACGAUUGAUGGCCAAGGUGCAACUUGGUGGAAAAAGUUUCGCAGUGACGGAUUCUUAAAUGUGACCCGACCGUACAUGAUUGAGCUUAUGCACUCUAACCAAAUCCAGAUAUCUAAUCUUACACUAAUCAACUCUCCAUCGUGGUUUGUUCAUCCCGUUUAUAGCAGUGAUAUACUGAUCCAAGGGCUGACGAUCCUUGCGCCAGUUGACUCUCCUAACACCGAUGGGGUAGACCCAGAUUCGUGCACAAACACUCGUAUUGAGGACUGCUUCAUAGUCUCAGGAGAUGACUGCAUCGCCGUGAAAAGUGGUUGGGAUCAAUAUGGAAUCAAAUAUGGAAUGCCCACAAAACACCUAAUCAUCAGAAGACUUACUUGCAUUUCCCCUGACAGUGCUACCAUUGCUCUAGGUAGUGAAAUGUCUGGUGGAAUUCAAGAUGUUAGAGCUGAAGACAUCACAGCCAUUGAUACGCAGUCAGGUGUUAGAAUCAAGACUGCCAUCGGAAGAGGAGCUUAUGUGAAGGACAUCUACGUGAGAAGAAUGACAUUCAAGACAAUGAAAUAUGUUUUCUGGAUGUCAGGCGCUUACAAUCAGCACCCUGAUGCUGGAUUCGAUCCAAAUGCCCUUCCAGAGAUUCAAGGAAUUAAUUAUAGAGACGUGGUGGCGGAGAAUGUUACUUAUUCAGCAAGACUUGAUGGAAUGGCUAAUAAUCCUUUUACAGGAAUAUGCAUUUCUAAUGCUACUAUUACUUUGACUGAGAAGCCAAAGGACUUGCAAUGGAACUGUACUAAUAUUGCAGGGGUGACGAGCAAUGUGUCUCCUAAGCCGUGCAGUUUAUUGCAUGUAAAAGAAGAUGUUGUUUGUCCCUUCCCAGAGGAUCAACUGCCCAUUGAUGAUAUUCAGUUGAAGACUUGUUCUACUACCUAGUGCCCUCGUGUGAGAGAGUAUAUGUAUUUGGAAGUUUAUGUAUUGAAUAUGUUUCUUCUUUGAAAAUAUUGGAUCAAAUGAACCUACUUUCUA